AGCUUGUCGACACUUCAAAACGAAUCCGUGCAUCCAACCACCCGGAACAGCAUUGUUUGACUACCGACCGUCGCUGCUGCUCUAUGUGGCCUUCCGAUAUCUGACUAGCACCUAGCACCUGGGUCGCUACAGCAACACGCACGCGCUAAACCAGUCGAUUCAAAUCACUAAAAUUACGCCAAGGGAUAUUAGAAAAAUAUAUUUUGAAAAUUACUCCCUGCGAUGCACGCUUAUUUUACGAAUUAUAUAUUUUUUUCAUGCUGUUGCUCGCUCCUUAUAUAAUUUUACAAUCUCGGUCUUCAUCCCUGACACUGUAAGUUUCGCCUUAAUUUACAUACUUCUACCUGAUUAUAAGAACGUCAGAAUAAUGUAAAUCAGUAAACGUCGUACCAUAUACGAUUAUGCGUAAUUUGUUACAACUGCGAUGCGUGAGACAAGUUCGUAUAGUUUUACAAAAUAUAAACCCAGAAGAUUUGUCUACUAAUCGAAAUUUACAAGACAUCGUGUACAUUAUAAAAAUCUAAUAAUUAAACGUAAUUAUAUGCAUUUGCAAUGUUGCUCGAUAUCUUUAUACAUUUAAUUAUGUCGCUUGCGCAUCGAGAGGGUUCGUUCGAAAUCGAUUAAGCGCAACACGUCUAAAGUUAGUAAAGUCAAGACUGGCCAUGAACUUUGAAUAUCGUGGAAUAAUAUCACGUGCGUCAUAACAACGUGAAAGCACGUUAUCGUGUUCGCAACAGAGAGAUUUGUCAACUUUAAACUGGUUAACCGGCUCCUAGCUCACUCUGUGACUUCGAAUGUUAUUCAAUUUUUGUACACACACUUGUGCGAAAAAUGGCAAUAAAUGCUGCCAAAGCUGUUUUAAAACCAGGGAAGACUGUUCUACUAAUAUGUGACUUCCAAGAGGGAUUCUCCAAAGUUAUGUACGAAUACGAUAAAGUUGUACAGAAUGCCGCAAAAUUGGUGAAAGCGUUAAAAACUUUAAAUGUGCCCAUGAUCGUUGCUGAGCAGUACCCAAAGGCUCUAGGUAAAACAAAUUCUCAACUUGAUAUUACUGAUGCUAAAGGACCAUUUGCAAAGACUAAAUUCAGUAUGUCUUUACCUGAGAUAAAUGAAGAACUUUCAACAAUUUGCUGUGGUCAAAAACCAGAAUCAAUUAUUCUCUUUGGGAUUGAGACCCAUGUGUGUGUAGAAAAUACUGCAGUUGAUUUAAGACAGAAUGGAUAUGAAGUGCACACUAUUGCAGAUUGUUGUACUUCGCGUACUCAAGAAGACAGAUUAUUAGCUUUCGAGAGAAUGAGAGGAAUAGGAUGUCAUAUAGCUACAUCGGAGAAUGUCAUCUUUAAAUUAGUAGGAGAUGCAAAGCACAAGGAAUUUAAAAAUAUUCAACGUAUUGUAAAAACACCAAUUCUACCUACAAAUCUAAUUCCACAUUCGAAAUUGUAGGUAUUGAUUCACAAUAAUGAACAAAGGAAAAACAUUUCCCUGUGCCAUGCUUAGCAUUUAGGAAUACUUUUUGUAAAAUGUAUACAAAAUAUUUUUAUUUAUGUAUUGAUACUGAACAGAAAAAUAUAUAAAUGAGACUUAUGAUAUUUCACAGAA
Molecule: messenger RNA, 1599 nt
Organism: Ceratina calcarata
Lineage: Eukaryota; Metazoa; Arthropoda; Insecta; Hymenoptera; Apidae
Product: isochorismatase domain-containing protein 2
Exons: 4
Coding region: 832-1443 (203 amino acids)
Source: RefSeq, a predicted model, not a curated record